AUGUGUUCCAAAUGGAAUGAAUGCUAUGUGUUUGGUGGAGUAGGGGAGCGUCCCUCGCAAACUGAGGGCGUUCAAACCCCAGCAUCAUACCUGGAAAUAAUAGGCGGCGAAUAUAUAAACAACGCAGUACAUGUGCUGGACACAGGAGAUUAUGCUAGUACUGGAAGCUGUACGUGGAGAGAGAUGCUGUACACUGGUGACGCACCAGACCCUAGAUAUGACUCUGCGUUCACCAAUCGCGGCAACUUCGCAUACGUCUUUGGCGGAGUUUGCAAUUCGACUGAGGAAUUAAAAAAUGAUCUUCAUCGAUUAAAUUUAGAAUCGACGGAGUGGAGUGGUGCUUUGCCAGUCACUGGAGAACUGCCGGAAGAGCGACGUUGUACUUCUUUGGCCCCGAGCUCGACGUCCUUACUGGUCCUCUGUGGUGGUUUUUUUGACAAUGGAACGACCCGGAGUCACCGCAAUGACAUUUUCAUCUUUCACACUGACUUACUAUGCUGGUAUCGUGUGAACACGUCGCACAUCCAGCCACCAUUGGAGGCACGGCAUUAUCCCUACUCAUGCCAAGAUCCCAUUGGUGACGUCUAUAUUGUAGGUGGUUACAAUUCGACCAACGAUAACCAUCUAGCAUCGACGAUCGUCAGAGUGCGUACGGAACCGCUGUCCUUACAGAAUCUUGCUUUGCAGGUGUAUGCCGGCAUAGCGACUGCAGAAGAAGUUGAAAGCUUGAGAGUCCUGGUUCGGAGCGUUUUGGGUAAGAUUCGACUGCAGCCAUGCAGUAGCUGCAGUCCCCCUCACGCCUGGAAGUAG
Molecule: messenger RNA, 810 nt
Organism: Sycon ciliatum
Lineage: Eukaryota; Metazoa; Porifera; Calcarea; Leucosolenida; Sycettidae
Product: kelch domain-containing protein 2-like
Exons: 1
Coding region: 1-810 (269 amino acids)
Molecular function (GO): protein binding
Source: RefSeq, a predicted model, not a curated record